AUGUCAAUGUCAAGAGAAGAUUUCAAGAGUAUAUAUGACUCUAUGAAUGAUAAAGACGAUAUACCAUUUCUAAAAGUUCAAUAUUCAAAUUAUAUAAAAGGAAAAUCAAUCAUUGAAAUAUCAACAGAUUUAAAUAUAUCAUCUACAAUCGUUGCAAAACAAAUACUGAAUCACAUAUUAGAUACAGAUGUAAAACAACUAUACUCUAUCAAUAAUAUUAAUCAUACAAACACCGACCUCUAUAAGCUGCUAAGUGUAAAGACCGACCGUGAAAGUGUUUUGAAAAAACUAAUGAAAACACCUGAACUCAUAGAUAAUGAAAGACUGCGUGUAAAUAUUCAACAAUCUGUUUACUCUGAUGACAAUUGUUCACCUUUAAUUAACUAUAUAAGAUCGUCAACUGGAUCGGAAUAUGAAUUCUUAUUACAAGAAAAGCUAUUUCAAUUGAAUAUACCGUAUCAAACAGAAGAUCAGUUGAGAAAGAUUGGAUAUCCAAAGACACCAGACAUCAAGUUGGAGGUACCGUUUGCCUAUCGUGGUUAUAUUAUCAAUUGGAUAGAGAGCAAAGCAUCGUUUUGUGACGAUCAUAACUAUAAGAAUACAAAGGAUCAGAUCAUAGGAUAUAAAAAUAGAUAUGGACCUGGAAUGGCUAUAUUUUGGUUUGGUUUCAUCGAUGACCUUAAUAACCUUCAGGAAGACGGAGUCUUAAUAUCAGAUAGAUUUCCAGAUUUCGAAAGUAUAGAGCUUCUAAAUGAUUUCAAUCAACAUCUAAAAGGAAUGAUAACAACAACAGCAACUACAACAAUUACACCGACAAUUACACCGACAAUUACACCGACAAUUACACCGACAAUUACACCGACAAUUACACCAACACCUUCGAUUACACCAACACCAUAA
This is a messenger RNA of Heterostelium album PN500, 900 nucleotides long. RefSeq names its product C15orf41 family protein. The record is from RefSeq and is a predicted model, not a curated record. Bases 1 to 900 code for a protein of 299 amino acids. NCBI's taxonomy places the organism in Eukaryota, Evosea, Eumycetozoa, Acytosteliales, Acytosteliaceae. The transcript has 3 exons.